This is a messenger RNA of Adineta steineri, 924 nucleotides long. Lineage: Eukaryota; Metazoa; Rotifera; Eurotatoria; Adinetida; Adinetidae. The record is from the annotation of a GenBank genome assembly.
AUGAUAUCAAAAAAUAAUCGAUUUUAUAAUCCAAAAGAUGGUACUUAUGUCAAUGUACCAUUUGUACCUGUACAUCCAGAAAAAUUUCAAGGAAAACGACGUUAUGCUACUGAUGUUUUAAUUGCAAAUUGGUAUGAAGAUCGAUCAAAAUCACAAGAUUCAAAUUAUUUACAUAAUACAACCUAUCGUAUUGAAUAUCCUGCAUAUCCUGGUUGUUUACCUGAUACAACAAUACGACGUAGUUUACUUUUAUCUCAAUCAGAACGACCAGCAAAAAUGCUUACUGGUCAUCAUAAUACUGAUGAUAGUAAACAAUUUAUUACAAGUUAUGACGAACAUUACAAUAGACGAGGACCAUAUGGAAAUGAAUGUUUUCCAGCAGAAAGAACAUGGGAAUUACAAAAUGAUCGUUGGAUACCAGAACAUAGUGAUCAUCCUCUUGAAGGUGAACCAACUCGUUUAAAUCGAAUAGAAAAAACACAUUCAUCAAAACAAGAUUCAUCAAAACAACAUUUCCAUCGUUCACAAACACUUCCUGAAAUAAGUGAAUAUACAGAUCGAUAUAUUCCUCAUGAAUCAAAAUUAUAUUCGGAAUCAAAACGUGUUGGACUUUCACGAAUAUAUUCAACUGCUCUUGAUCGUACAAAUGCGGUUAAUAAAGAUAUUAAUUAUCGUUCAAUAAUGAAUAGUAGUCAACGACUUCCAACAACACUUGAUACAAACGAAAUUAGUUAUCUACAAUCAUAUCAACGAGAUACAAGUAUUCCACGAACAUAUUAUUAUCUUGGCAAAGUUCCGGAUUCUGUCAACAACGAAAUGCGUGAAAAAUUUCCAUUCUUACCUACACCAGUAAAUUCUAUCGAACGAAUCAAAUCAUCUGCAAUUGAACAAUUGCCAGGACAACAACAAAAUGUUUAUUCUUAA